UUCCGGGGGGGGCGGAAGCGGCGGCCGGUGCGCGGAGCGCGGCCAUGGGCGCGCGCGGGCUGGAGGCGGCCGUGGUGGAGCCGGAGCCGGAGCCGGGACAGGCCCGCGAAGGCACUGCACAGAGAGGGCCUGCCGAGGGCCAGCCUGUGGUGAUCCUCCUGGGCUGGGCCGGCUGCCAGGACAAAUACCUGGCCAAAUACAGCGCGAUCUACAGCCAGAAGGGGUGCACGGUCAUCCGUUACACAGCUCCAUGGAGGAUGAUAUUCUUCUCUGAGACCUUUGGUAUCAGAUCCCUGCAGACCCCAGCCAGGCGACUCCUGGAGCUGCUGUUUGACUACAGUGUUGAAAAUAGACCAGUUCUUUUCCAUGUUUUCAGCAAUGGUGGUGCAAUGCUGUACCGUUACAUCAUCGAGGCGCUCCACACUCACAAGCCGUUUCAGAACCUCAGAGUAGCUGGCACCAUUUUCGAUAGCGCCCCUGGCAGAAGAAACUUGCGAGGAGGCCUUCGUGCCCUGGCGACUGUCUUGGUCUCCAUGAACGUGCUGCUCAAGUAUUUCCUGCUGUUCACUUUUGCCAGCAUGGCCGUUGUGCUGCGGAUCCUGCUGUACCCCCUGACCCGCUUCAUCCACGAGAGCCAUUACGAUGCCCUGCUGAAAGCGCCCUCGCGCUGGCCCGAGCUCUACCUCUAUUCCCAGGCUGAUCUCAUCAUCAAGGCCAGCGAGGUUCAGCUCAUGGCCAAUGCCCGGCAGCAGCUCGGUGUUCCUGUGAAAGCUGUGGACUUCUCAGAUUCGCCUCAUGUCAGCCACAUGCGGGUGUACCCCACCUAUUACCACAGCCUCUGCACGACUUUCCUGUCUGACUGUGUUGGGAGCUCACCUCCUUAGUGCUCUAAUGACCUUCAGUGUUUGCCUCUUCUUGCUCAGCUCCUAUGGGAAAUGUCACCCUCUUUCCUUUUAUGUCUUUGAAACCAGGAAAGUAGAUGCUUCUUGUUUGUUUGGUUUGGUUUUUUUUUUCCCUACCAUGUACAAGUCUGAAAGCCUCCAGCCUGGCCUUUGGACCAGCCACAUUAGAGCAGAAAGUAGAUACAGAUUAAUUUAAAGUCCUGAAGCUGAAAUCCUGUCAUGGUUCAUGUUGAUGUACUCUACCAAGGUGUCACAGACCAGAAUCUCACACUGAGUAUUAUUUGUUUCUUCCUGUCUCUUGUUCUCUGCUUUCCUUGUUGUCCCUGAUAUCCAAUGUGCAUGUUCUGUUGCUUGUACUAAUUUUGCAAUACACCUCUUCCAUGUC
Molecule: messenger RNA, 1287 nt
Organism: Poecile atricapillus (Black-capped chickadee)
Lineage: Eukaryota; Metazoa; Chordata; Aves; Passeriformes; Paridae
Gene: TMEM53
Product: transmembrane protein 53
Exons: 3
Coding region: 45-884 (279 amino acids)
Source: RefSeq, a predicted model, not a curated record